Messenger RNA from Cyanidioschyzon merolae strain 10D, 2691 nucleotides. Its product is annotated as similar to adaptor-related protein complex 3, beta subunit. Lineage: Eukaryota; Rhodophyta; Bangiophyceae; Cyanidiales; Cyanidiaceae. Gene Ontology annotation, biological process: intracellular protein transport; vesicle-mediated transport. The transcript has a single exon. Bases 1 to 2691 code for a protein of 896 amino acids. Gene Ontology annotation, cellular component: membrane coat. The record is from RefSeq and is a predicted model, not a curated record.
AUGACAACGCUGGCGUCUCAGUUAGCGGGCAACUGGACAGACGCCUCGUACUUGGACGAUGCGAACACAGACUGGGCACUUUUACGACUCCAGCUUGAACAGGGCAACGCACAGGUUCGCAGGGAAGCGCUGAAGAGAGUGCUAGCGCUCAGCGUUCAGGGCCAGCCCGUAGCCAAGUUGCUACCCGCCGUGGUGAGCAAUCUGCUGCAAGCAGACUAUGAACUGAAACGACUGGUGUGCAUAUUCCUGCAGCAGCAUGCGGACGACGAACCGCAUUUGGUCCUCUUGGCGGUUAACGCGUUGUUUAAGGACCUGCAGCACAAUGACCCUUGGGUGCGGAGUCAGGCGCUCCGCCUACUGACUUCGCUACGUGUUCCCGCUCUACGCCAGGUUAUGUGGUUGGCGAUUCACCGCGGUGUGCGGGACCGUCAUCCGCAAGUGCGACUCACCGCAGCCCUGAGUAUCCCACCAGUGCUAACGUGGAACGAGCCCGACGGUGCGGAGCCUGCGCAAAGCCUCCACCAGCUGCCUGUUGAGCAGAUUGCUUCGGCGUUGACGGCACCUCUGUGGCAGUUGUUGUUAAAUGACCGGGAAGCACCCGUACUGGUUGCAACUGCUGCAGCACUGGGCAUGCUAGAUCGAGAUGCAAUGCUCAACAUUCCCGUGUCGCUGGUCGAGCGACUAGAUGAAGAGUACCAGACGAUUCCGGGGAACCUGCUCCCGAUAGCACUGCAUCAGCUGCUGCGCUACGUCCUACUGCGUACUACAACGCGGCCCGAGCGAAUGACAGAGACACUCUGCGGUGAAGAGCUUACCCGCUUUGUGCAAGCCGUCGACCGACUCGCCAGGAAAGCUGUAGAGUCCCUGUCGGCAGCGGUCGCUGUGAGCGGUGCGCUAACGCUGUACCAUUUGAGGCGCUCCAGCGAUAACGACGUCACGGAGACGGUGGUGCGAACGCUGCUUCGCUACGCGCUGGAUCACGAGAGCGGCCUGAAAGUGUUGGCCCUGCGAAUGCUGCACGUGCUCGCGUGGCGUGAACCAGCGUGUUUGACAAGGUACGCGCCCCUGUUUGUGCCGACGAUCGGCACUGAUGAACCGGCAGUGUAUCGCCAUCAGCUGGGCAUCCUGGUGAAACUUGUCGAAUUCGAGGAGACGCUGUGCAUCACGAUUAUGGAUCGGCUAGUGCCGCUGUUGAAGUGCCGUGGCGAAGAGCUUGCUAUUAUGGCAGCACGUGCGUUGGCUUUAAUGGCAGCAGUGCAUCCGGUAAGCAGUGCUGCCGCUAUUCCGCAACUCAUCGACAUUUGGCGCAGCCGAAGCGUCGUAUCGCCGUCAGUCUAUGGUGCUGUUGGCCUUCUGCUGCUGCGCAUGACAGUGGGAGCGCUACGGACGACGCCUCGGGAACGCAUAAGUCAAGCAGAAAAUCUCUUAAAAGAGAUUGUGCUCAAUGCGGCAUGGAUCGAGUCCGACUCGCCGACACAAAGUCGUUUUCUCUGGAUCGUAGGCACGAUGAUCGAUCAUAUUGGGACUGUCGCCGACGAGGUGCUGCGAAGAUGGAUGCAGCAGCAGCAGCAACAGCAGCAGCAUCGAUUGCUCUUGGCUGCACCAGUGCGCCUCGAGUUGCUACGUCUUGCUCGAACGCUCGCGGCGCGAAGGACAUCCACGGAUCGAGCUUGGCGCGCACUCAAUAGCCUGCUGGUCGCUGGCCUCGAAGAUGACGAUGUAGAUGUUCUGAGCUACGCGGUGGAGUGCGCACAAUCGCUCGAUAAGAUUUCGGUUCGUCCAGAGAGCGUAAUGGAUACCAUGGAAGCGCGCGUAGCGCAGAGUACGACCCUCAUUGACACCGACCCAACGCCUCGAGCAGGUACUGCGGAAGCCGCCGCAGCACAUCCGCAGUGUGCCCCACUGAGAACCUCCUCAAUAGUGGAUGACGUUCGCACAGACGCCAUAGAUGCACUGAGAAACCGAGAUGCGGUAGCAUUCGCUGUGCCCAGUGCAUGGACGAACGGCUGUCUGCUCUGCGCAUGGAGUGCGUGCACUUCCGCGGGAGCGACGUUUUCCUCAUGUCUGCCGGAAAAUGCGAACCUUUUACAUGUGUCGCUGCCUUUGGUACCGUCAACCGAGGCAUCGAAGCACCAGGCUGCUGAAAAGCACCAAGACACAAGCACCGAGCUGCAAGCGCCAGUGGCAACGAAUCCGGUACCCGCAGCGGACUCGUUAGCUCUGUUUUUCGGUGAAACAACGGCAUCAGCAACGACGACAGCUCCAGUGGCUGCAGCACCCGCUGACAAGCACGAGGACGCCAGCGAGCCACUUAUUGCGAUCUCUUCGCCUGAGCAGACGUCGCCCGAUGCCCCAGUGGACUCGACGUUACAUAUGUCUGUCUUCGAUGCACUGCUCACUGCCGGACUGGUGUCCUCGGAGCGCGUCGAACAACUACGACCCCGCAUGCUGGCUGAAAACAGCCUGGAUGCGUUGUUUCAGGAACUCAUCGCAGCAGCGUCAGGUGCGCUUCAGCCUUCGUCAGAGGCAGAGUCGCUCGAUGCGCUCGCAGCGGAGUCAGCAGGACUCCUGCCAACCGGCGCUGCGCAGAGUAUGUACGAGGCGCCCGUAUCGUUGACCCAAGUUCCCGAAGCGACUCAACAAUCGCGAGACAAGCGUCGCAAUGCUGCAUCAGAGCAUCCGCAUUUGUGA